This is a messenger RNA of Bubalus bubalis (water buffalo), 5122 nucleotides long. It is a transcript of the gene EFCAB3, whose product is annotated as EF-hand calcium binding domain 3. The transcript has 55 exons. Gene Ontology annotation, molecular function: calcium ion binding. NCBI's taxonomy places the organism in Eukaryota, Metazoa, Chordata, Mammalia, Artiodactyla, Bovidae. The record is from RefSeq and is a predicted model, not a curated record. Bases 48 to 4982 code for a protein of 1644 amino acids.
UAGGAAAGCAGAUAAAUGUCAGUGACCUAAAAAAAGCUCUAAAAGACAUGAAAGUAGAAGUCACAGAUAAGGAAUACUUGAAUUUAGUAAAAACUCUACCAGUUGAUGUUGAAGGAAAGGUGUUUCAAAAAAGGUUGCUAGACAGUGUGAAGAAUCUUAAAAGAGGAAAGAUUGAUAUGACUAACCUGGUCACGUUUUUGGAAAAUAUGGGGAUUGAGCUUUCACAUAAAGAGCUUGAAGAUUUUUCACAAUACCUGCCAGUUGAUGUGGAUGGGAAAGUUGAUCUAAAAAAUGUGGCACUGAGUAUGAAAGACUUUACUGGAGAAAAGAUUAAUGCCAGUGAUCUGAAAAAUGUUCUUGGAGACAUGGGGAUAGAAGUCAAUGAUAAGGAAUGUCUGGAACUGCUAAAAUUACUGCCAGUUGAUGAUGAUAAGAAAGUUUUUCAGAAUAGACUGCUAGCAGCUUUGAAGUCUUUUAAAGGUGGAAAAGUUGAUGUCAAUAAUCUGAAUCCAGUUCUGGAGAGCAUGGGGAUCAAGCUCAGAAAUAAGGAACUUAAAAGUGUAGUGGAAAAGCAACCUAUUGAUGUUGAUGGAAAUAUUCCUCUGAAAAAAGUGAUGAGUAAUAUCAAGGCAGUUACAGGAGAAAAAAUUAAUGUAGAAGAUCUGAAAAAUAUUCUGGAAGGCUUUGGGAUAGAAUUCACACCUAAAGAAUACUCGGAACUGGUGAAAAACCUGCCAGUUGAUGAUGAUGGGAAUAUAUAUGAAAAUAGAUUGCUAGAUGGUGUGAAAUCUUUCAAUGGUGGGAAGGUUGAUGUCAGUAAUCUGGACAACGUUUUGGGAAACAUGAAAAUCAAAUUCCCAGAUAACAAGCUCAAAGAUUUGGCACAAAAGCUACCAGUUGAUGUGUUUGGCAAGACUGAUCUGCAUAAACUGCUAAAAGAAAUCAAGAAAAUAACAGGAGAAAAAGUUGGAGCCAAGGACAUACACAAAACACUAAGAAACCUGGGAAUAGAGCUCACAAAUAGGGAAAUCUGGGAGCUGUUGAAAAUAUUGCCAUUUGCUGAUGAUAAAAAGGUAGAGAAAAAUGAUUUGCUCAAUCACAUCAAGGCUUUUCCUGGUGGGAAGUGUCAUGUCUCUAAACUGGAAACCAUCCUGGAAAACUUGGGUUAUGACCUGGAGAAUGAGGAAGUUGAGGACCUGAGGAACCACCUGCCAGUUGAUGAUGAAAAGGUUAAACCAAAUACUCUCAUGGAAAAUGUUGAGUCAUUCAAAGGAGCCAAGAUUAAUGCUGAUGAAGUAGAUGGUGUUUUGAAAAACAUAGGGAUAGAACUCACACCUAAGGAACGCUGGAAGCUGCUUAAAACUCUACCACUUACUUAUGACAGAAAGUACUAUCAAAAACGGUUGCUACAGGGUUUAAAGACUUUCCAAGGAGGACAUGUUUUAGAAAAUAAACUAGGAACCACUUUGACAAACCUGAACUCUGAACUUGAAAAUAAAGAAUUAAAUGAUCUAUGUAACUAUUUGGAAAUUGACAAUAAUGGAAAAGUUCCUCUGAACUCCCUGAUGAACACAGCAAGUUUAUUUUCUGGUAAUAAGAUUAAUGCCAAGGACACACAACUUUAUCUGGAAAAUAUAGGUAUUGAAUUAACAAAGAGUGAAAGUGAGGAGCUAUUGGACACACUGCCAUUGGAUGAAAAUCAAAUGGUGUAUAAAAACAGGUUGAUGGAUGGAGUAAAGAAAUACAGAGGAGGAAAGGUUAAUAUCAAUAAAAUAGAUGAUGCUCUCAAGAACUUGGGAUUCCCACUUGAUGAGGAAGACAUUGAGGAACUAUGCAGUCACCUGCCAAUUGAUGUUGAGAGAAAGGUUAAACUGGAUAGACUUCUAGAUGAAGUACAAGAACUUCUAGGGGAGGUUCUUGACCAUAACGAUCUGGGAAAUCUUCUGAAAGACAUAGGGUUAAGAGACCAACUGAAGGAGAAUUCUGUGUUGAGGAAAAGUUUGCUACUCGAUGCUGCUGGAAAGCUGUACAAACAUAAGCUGCUGGACAGCAUAAAGUCUCUCAGAGGAGUGGAUCUUAAUGUUAAUAAGCUGGACUCUUUCAUGGAAAAUAUGGGCUUUAAGAUUGAAGAAGAACAUAAAGACCUGCUAAACAACUUGCCCGUGGAUGAUGAGGGAAAAGUAGACGUGAGUGUGGUAAUGGAUGAAGGAAACUUCUUUACAAGUGAGAAAGUUGAUACUAGUAACCUGGAAAAUUUUCUGGAAAACAUGGGGAUAGAGCUCACAGAAGAUAAAGGCAUGGAACUACUGAACAAACUUCCAGUUGAUGCCAAAAGAAGGGUGUAUAUGAACAGGUUGAUGAAAGAAUUGAGGUCUCUUGAAGGGACAAAGGUAUCUUCAGAUAAAAUGGACAUUUGCCUUAAAAACAUGGGAAUUGAUCUCACAGAGGAAGAAAUCCAGGAACUAAAGGACCACCUACCAGUUGAUGGAGAGAAGAUUCGCACUGAGGACCUGAAAAAUGUUCUUAAAAACAUGGGAAUAGAGAUCACAAAAAAGGAACACAAGAAGCUUAUAAAAACUCUGCCCGUUUCUGCUGAUAAAAAGGUGUUUAAGAAAGAAUUACUGAGGGGUGUGAAGUCUUUCAAAGGAGGCAAGGUUACGGUCAGUGACCUAAGUAAUGUUCUACAAAACACUGGAUUCAAACUUGAAGCAAAGGAAAUCCAGGACUUGCAGACCCACCUGCCAAUUACUGAAGAUCAAAAGGUUGGCUUGGAUGUGUUGAUGGAUGCAGCAAAUACUUUUACAGGAGACAAGGUGGAAGCCAGUGACUUUAAAACUGUGCUGGGAAACAUGGGACUCGAGCUCACUGAAAAAGAACAGUUUCUGCUGUCAAAAACUCUGCCAAUCUCUAGAGAUGGAAAGGUAUAUAAGAAAAGAUUACUGAAUAGUGUGAAACCUCUCAAAGGGAAAAAAAUCAGUGUCAAUAAACUGGACACUCUAAUGAAGGACAUGGGAAUUCAGCCUGAGAAAGAGGACUAUGAAGAUUUUCUGACCCAUCUGCCAGUUGAUGAGAAUCAAAUGGUUGAUUUGGAUGUGGCAAUGGAUGAUGCAAAAGCUUUCAUUGGAGAGAAGGUUAAUGUCAGCGAUCUGAACAAUGUGAUGAGGAGAAUGGGGCUAGCACUCACUACUGAGGAGCAGAAGGAACUGCUGAAAACUCUGCCAGUUCAUGCUGAUGGAAAAGUAUUUAAGAAUAGAUUGCUAAAAAGUGUGAAGGCCCUCAAAGCACCAAGGGUCAAAAUAAAAAAACUGGAAUCUUUUGUGGAAAACAUGGGAGUUAAACUCAAAGAUGAGGAACUUGAGGAACUAAUGACCCAACUGUCAGCUGAUGGUAAUAGUACAGUUGGUCUGAAUGAUUUGAUGGAUGCUAUCAGUUACAUCAAGGGAGAGGUGAUUGAUAUCCUGGACUUAGACCACUUUCUAGCGAGCGAGGGAAUUGAGCUCAAUGAAAAAGAAAUGAAGAAAUUGAUGCCUCAUUUGAUAUUCAAUGAACAUGGGAAGGUUAAAGUGCAUUCAAUAAUGGAUGGCCUGAAGAAGAUUAAACGAAUGGGGUCUCUACAGAAACUAAUGAAAAUCACAGAUGAUACCAAAGACAGAGUUACUGGCCCUAUGGCAGUUUCUGAAAUUAAAGCAAAAUUUAAACUGAAUCCUUUAACAAAAGUACCCAGCUUCCACAGUAGGAGGGAUAAAGAUUUACCAGGACUACUGCCAUGUCAAUUACAGCACAAAGAAAGGAAGUUGAGCCCUUCACAAAUGCGAGCUUUCCAAGAUGCCUACAAUUUCUUUAACAAGGAUAAAACUGGCUGUAUUGAUUUACAUGGAAUGAUGUGCACUUUAGCUAAGUUGGGAAUGAAUCUAAUGAAGCACGAUGUCCAUAAUGAAUUAAGAUGUGCUGAUAUUGAUCAGGAUGGGAAGGUGAACUUCUCAGACUUUUUAAAGGUGCUAACAGAUAAGAACCGCUUCCUUAAGGCUGUGGUUCCAGAAAAGGGGACCUGUUUAGAUUUAGCUGGCAACCCAGGGAUCCUGUUGUUUGAAAUCCUAUCAAAGCUUAUAGAGACUUCAGCCUUACCCAAAAAGGCAAUAUCGGAAAUAGUAAGCUAUUUCCGAAGAAAAUUCCAGGAAACCACCUCAGGAAUGGUGUGGAGCCCCGAUACUACGGGUUAUGGAAAAAGGAGAUUUAAGCCAGACAUAUGCACACCUCCAAGCUCAAGCACAGCUGCCUUCGCUAAUGCUGCUCGGAUUGCAAUAAUGAAAGAAAAGGAUUUAUUUAAAUUUCUUGACGAGCUCAAGAAAUGCAAUCCUCCUUCAGAUAGCCCAUAUUCAAAAAUACCCAUCUUUCCACUGUUUCCUAAUGUGGAUGGAGUGGUAAUGGGAAAGCCAUUCAAGGACAUACAGAAAUUAGAAAUGCUGAAGAGAAAGGAACCUCUGAAUUUCUUUGAGAACUAUUUUUUCCAUAAAAAAGACUGGAAAACACAGGCAGCAAAUAUAAAACCUGUUGACCCUACCUCAGGCUACUCAACUAAUAUCCUCACCAUUGAUCAAAUGCUCAAGAGAAAGCAGAACUGGACAGUGGCUGAUGCAGCUGCUAUUAAACCACACGUAAAGAGAGCUACAGAAACCUAUAAUUUGGGGAUUGCCCUUGAGCACCGGAAACAAAUGCUCAACCUCUGGCGGAAGAUUCGAGGAGAUUUGAUUGGAAUAGAGAGUAAAAAUGAGUCCUUUUAUGACACCUUUUCUACUUAUACAUGGUCCUGGAAUGUCUGCCAAGAAUUACUUUCCCCGAAGGACCUAAAGUUAUACGAUGCCCACGUGAACAGGAAUGCCCUCCACAACUCUGUAUUCUCGUCCUCUUCAGAUAUCAGUGAAUGUGACACAGACACAGGAAGAAAAAGAAAACGGAAAGGCUUCAAGGGCUUUCGACAAUAAAACUACGUUUUCUUAACAGCUCAUCGCAAACUACUUUUUCAUAGAUAUCAAAAUUAUUCUUGCUUUCGUCUAAUACAUCCUCAGCAGCUGGAAACGUUGACAUCUUUUGAAUUCUGACCAGUAAAAAAGUUUAAGUCAUA